Gordionus sp. m RMFG-2023 is the source of this 961-nucleotide messenger RNA. RefSeq lists its product as uncharacterized. NCBI's taxonomy places the organism in Eukaryota, Metazoa, Nematomorpha, Gordioida, Chordodea, Parachordodidae. The transcript has 6 exons. Bases 1 to 945 code for a protein of 314 amino acids. The record is from RefSeq and is a predicted model, not a curated record.
AUGUCGCCUUUUUUCUCAAUUACUAUAAACGAGGCCUACAUCGGAUUAACUAAUGAGCCUCUGAAAAACAAUUAUGGAGAAAGUAAUGAUGCAAGGACAAUAAAAAUAAACAGUAAAGUAGAGCCAUUAAACACUCAAGCGUUUGGGUUCUCUAAUGUUGAAACCUCUUUAUCCCGCAUAGAUUUUCCGUACUUGAGAAUCAAAAAUGAAAAUUACGAUCCCUGUAAAAAGGAAUAUUUAAAAGCUUAUAAUUUCCAUAAAAAAAUUUAUCACAAACCUUUCGAUGCGAAAAGUAAUAAUAGAUCGUUGGAAUGGUUAGGACCGGAUUAUCUUAAAGAAAAACACUUUAAAAAUGUCAAAAAUAUUCCCUCCAAGCAAACUGAUCCUCAAGCUAGUCAAGAUAGAGUCGAUCUUGAUACAAAAACUAAAGUCCUUACCCAUAAAAAGUUAUCAUCGAGGGCAUUAACAAACAUCACCAAUGUAUGGCAAGUAGAUCAAACAUAUACUAAAACGCCAAGCGGCGGAAAGAAACACAUAAAAACUUUGAUGGCAAAUCAAUUGUACAAUUCAUUUUGGAAUCAAUUUAAAAAUAACUCUGAUCAAAAAUACUUAUCACAUUGUUCAACACCUCUUAUAAAAAAUUACAGCACCUUUAUCACCCAUCCACAAUCACAUAUAAUCAAGGAUCAAUUCAUAGACUACAAAUUGCUUGAAUAUAACCCAAAUCUAAACUUUGAUGCAAAUGACGCAUUAUCUAACAAUUUGGAACGAAAUCAUUUAAAAUCGGACUCAUCUAAUUCAAAUUCUAUCAGUUCAUUCAAUUAUUACGCUGAUACCACCGACGUUGGAAUUUACGACAAUUAUGAUUUAAGGAAUUUUUACGAAUCAGAAAAGGAGUUAUCUUCAUUGAGAUAUAUGGAUGUGCCUCCAAAUUCACCCAUAUAAAAAACGGAUAUUUAAG